GAGGAGAGAGAGAGAGCAAGCGUGAGAGAGAGGCAGGGAAUUAGUAUUCCGAGCACAGGGCGGGAAGCUGAGAGCGAGCAUCCAGCUAGGAAGGAGGAGGAGGAGGCUUAGGAAUAUUAGAGCGAACAGGAGGGCUGCCAUCAUUUGCUCUAUUUCGCUUCUUCCACGCCAGAUUGUCCCGGCUCCUGUGCAUAUGUGAGUGAGAGAACGAGAAGGGGGACAAAACACCAGGAAUGCUCCUUUCCUCUCGGUCAGGCAUUUUACCUGACGUGACGGCGGCGAGCGACGACGUUUCACGGGGAUGUCAAGAAAGAAUCCUUCCAGGAAGUCAGUGCUGAUUGGCUGAAAGUUUUCGGCCUGAAGACUAAAAAGCAAGCUACUUGUUUUGCUCUUUACGGACGUGACAACAUGCUAAAGCGAAAGUGAGUCGAGGGCGUCCGUCAGUCCUUCAUGGGCCUGUCAUUCCAGUCUGCGUGAUCCGGCCCCGAAGUUCCCGGGCCGAACCCCUUUUCUCCUCAACUUCCGGACAAGGGGGGGGCAGGCGGCAGGCGCCGCGAUUGGCCGAGUGCGGGCAAGAGUGCGAUGCGGAUUGGAGGAUGUCGGGCGACUGGGAUGAAGACCUGUGCAAGAAGGCGCUGAUGCUGGUGGAGGAGCUUUGUUUCAACUCCCCACGUGGGUACAGCCAGAGUGAACUCUGCCAGGAGUUUAGCUACCUGCUCAGGGGGCGCAACAGACAGUUGGAUGCAGAGAUUUCCGUGAGCCUGCUGUCGGUGAUCGUUACCUUCUGCGGCAUUGUGCUGCUGUCGGUCUCGCUCUUCGUGUCGUGGAAGCUAUGCUGGCUGCCGUGGCGGGACAAGGAGGGCGGCGGCCUGAGCCUGACCUCGGGGCUCCUACCUGGGAGCACCGGGGUCCCGGGCGCCGCUCCAGGCUCCUCCUUCCUUCCGCCACUGCUGCAAAGGAAGGAGGGACAGUCGUCCUCCUCGCUCUACCCGUCGCUGGGCCAGCACCACCCACACUUCUCCGACCUGGCCGGCCUGGAGAGGGGCGACGGCCCGGGCGUUGGCGGCGUGGUGGGCGGCCCGCAUGAGACCCAGGAGCACUCCUACCUGGACAUGGACUCGUAUCCCAACAAUGCCGGGACGCUAAAGCUGAGCCAAACAUCUCCAGAUGUGCCCAACUCCGAAGGUGGCGGCGCUCACCCCCAUAAAGACCUGCCCAACGCCGUUUCCCAGCAGCAGGUCACCGCCCGACCCAAACCCAUGACUCACCAGCUAUCCAGUCCCGACUUCCACGGCGAGGAGAAGGAGCAGGUGACCAGCAUCGGCCAAAUCAAACCCGAGCUGUACCGGCCCAAAGGGGACCAAGGCGAUGGCAAGCAGGGCGAAGCCUGCGGCAAGAUCAGCUUCCUGCUGCGCUAUGCCUUCAACACGGAGCAGUUGGUGGUGAAGAUACUGAAGGCGUUGGAUCUACCCGCCAAGGACGCCAACGGCUUUUCUGACCCUUACGUCAAGAUCUACCUGCUGCCUGAUCGCAAGAAGAAGUUCCAGACUAAGGUGCACAGAAAGACUCUUAACCCCGUGUUCAACGAGACAUUCCAGUUCGGCGUGCCUCUUAAUGAGCUUCACUCCCGCAAGCUUCACUUCUCCGUCUACGACUUUGACCGCUUCUCGCGCCACGACCUGAUUGGACAAGUGGUGGUGGACAACCUGCUGGACUUCAGCGAGGGCAGCGGAGACAAACCCGUGUGGAGGGACAUUAUUGAGGGCACGGCGGAGAAAGCCGACCUCGGGGAGCUCAACUUUUCGCUGUGUUACCUGCCCACAGCUGGCAGACUCACAGCCACUGUCAUCAAGGCCACCAACCUUAAAGCCAUGGACCUGACCGGUUUCUCAGACCCUUAUGUGAAGGCCUCACUGAUCUGUGACGGUCGCCGGCUGAAGAAAAGGAAGACGUCCAUCAAAAAGAAUACGCUGAAUCCUACCUACAAUGAGGCACUAGUGUUCGACAUUCCCAACGAGAAUAUUGAGAGCGUGUCCAUUGUCAUUGCCGUGAUGGACUAUGACUGCAUCGGUCAUAAUGAGGUGAUAGGAAUGUGCCGCGUUGGCAGCGAUGCAGACGGCCCAGGAAGGGAGCACUGGACAGCCAUGUUGGCCAAUCCACGCAAGCCAAUAGAACACUGGCAUCAGCUGGUGGAGGAAAAAGCAAUCGGAACGUUUGUGUCAACAAAGGGCGAAGCGUCACCGUCGUCCAAGCCGCAUAUCGUGGUGGACAGUCCUCACUCUGAUUAAAUGGGUCCACACAGUCUCUCCACCUCCAGACUUUUCCUUUUUCCUCUCAUCUGUGAAUACAUCUUUUUCCAUCAAAGAGAGACUCGCAGAUACACUCGACAUUUUGGCGCUCCAGCUCAAUCUGUCGACGGAUGAAAAAACGUAACCACGCGGCAGCUGAGACAACACACCAACAUGCAAUUGGUUUGCUGUAUGUGUGUACUUGACGUGUAGUAUUUGAUCUAGGAGGCGUGUGAUGUGAUAAACUCUUUAGAAAAAAGAAAAAAAAUUAAGCCAUUCGAAGCAGUCACCUGGAGCAGGACCAAAAGCUCUUGUACAGACUGUCAGAGAAGAAGAUGUACCGUAUCUUACAAGGUAGUUGGACUUGUUGGAUUCUCUGGGCCUUCCCAGCCUCUGAAGAAUUUGACAGUGCCCUCCAGAAGAAGGAGAAGCGACAUGGUCAUCAGUGAUGUAAGAGGAACCUGGACAGGACUGACUGUGGCGUGAGUGUAACCUUGUGUCGGUCUUCCUCAUGCUUCCCGUCGUCCUCAUGGCUAUUCUUUAAACAUUCCUAGGAUGGAGCAUUUUCUACCGGAAAUGCGAGUGACUCCAAACAAACUGUUGGACUUUUCAGUGGCGAAUGCAUCCCCACCAAAAAUAGGAUUUUUAUUUAGAGAUUUGCCGUCAUGAGCUUUAAAAUCAUCGAGUCACACACGUUACGUCUGUGUUUCCUUUAUCCGCGUGUGUUUCCGUGUCCGUGGGUGUGUUUGUUUUGUAUCUGUGUGUACGCGUGUAUGCCUGUGUGUCCUGGUGACCUUCUGUGCUCAUUGCCCCCAACGUCUUCUUCCGCAAGUCCUGUGUCACAUAGUCACGAGGAGCCAUGUUGUUGUGUAUACGCUAUCUGGUUGGCAGAACGUGGGCGUUCACCUGAACUGCAAUGUCAUAGAAAUUAUAAGUUGAGUCAGGGCUUGACAGUUGGGAUAUGGGUUAUAACUGCCUUGACUCCAACAAGAAUGUUUUUUCUAUGGAAGGGCUUCUGAUAAGGCUAGGGGUUUAACUCCAAAAAGGACAAGUAAUAUAACCUUUUACAUGGACUGCAACUUCACUCUGAUCUUCUUAAAAUUUGGUUUUGGCUCACAUAAAAAGAUGAGAAAAAAUCAAGGCACGCUUUUCCUAAAUAAUACAUUUUUUAGGUCAUCUUUUUUGGAGUUUUGGCUAGAGCUCUCAAAGACACAUUUUCCCACAUAAAUCCCAUAGAUUCAAGACUUGCAGGGGAGUUGUGAGGCUUCUUGGCAAAUAGCAGACGGUUAAAUUGACUUCACUUGUUAUCAGCAACUUAGUGUCUGGGGGGCAACUUAGUGAGAUGAUAGUGUCCAUCUGUCAUGUAAUGGCUGGAAGGAAGGGAGCCCUCUAAGGGGAGGCUCGGUUCAGAGUGGUGGAGUAUUUAUUUAUUUAUUUUUUCAGCAAUAGUCCUUCAGAGUGACUGCUUUGGAGCAUACUUGUCAGGGUAGAGGUUUUAGGACAAAACAUCUCAAUCAAGCAGAUGAGCCAAAAGUUCUAAUGUUGUCUCAGCUCUGAAACGUUACAGGCGUGAAUGCGAUAAAUCCAAUACCAGUAGGAUGAUGCCUAAUUUGGCUAGCGUCUUUCCUAUGACAGAACACUAAUGUAUAUGUUUUAGUGGCAAAAUAUGUCCUCCAAUGGCAGGAAUACUGUAUAUACCACUAUGUGGUCACGGAGCUCUUCCACACUGAUAACGAGGUGGUCUAAAGCGGCCACGCCAGUGUGAAGCCCCUGUCCACAUGGAAAACUGAUAUUGCAGUCCGUGUAAAACCAUUCUUUCUCCCCCAUUGGUCCACAUCAUCAAGCCCUUCCCCCUCUCUUUCAACCGGUGUCGUGUAACUCUAUCGUACUUGGCUUUUUUGUGUGCUGUGCGAAAACCUGGGUGAUGACAACAACAACAAAAAAACAUGCAAAAAAGUGUGUUUUAGACAGAAGCACUCAUCUUGGUAAUAAAAUGAAUGUCUGUGUGUGAGUGUGCGUCAUGUGACUUGUAGAUUAUGGAUCACCUUUGUCCGAGUGGAAAAGUUAUUGAUCUGGCAGUCCCGAGGCUCCGUGACUCCCCUCUUUUCUCUUCCUCUUGUCAGCUCAUUUUGACCCCACUUAUCCAGUGCGCUGCCACUUCAUCUGAACCACCCUCCUUUCAUCUUUUUCAUGACUCAUCUUUCCCGAUCCUCCAUCUUGGCCCUCACAUUGGCUGUCUUGUGUUGUCGUGAAUGGUCGCAUUGGAGGUCUGCAUGCUUCUCAAUUAACACGAAUGAUGUCAACUCGAUGCAAAAUGACAUAAGCGACGCUCGGAGCUACAAAAAAAAAAUAUAUAUAUAUAUCAAAUGAUGAACUUGUUACUAAUAUGACUAAUGAUCACAAAUGAUGAUACGUGGGGCAAAUGUGUGUUUUCUCUCUGUGUUGAAAUCAAGCUGCGUAUUUAUCAAUUUGGAUUAUUUUUUAAAUAAAGAGAAUUUAUUCACAAGUGUUUUUUUUCUAAGCUGGGGAGCAAUUGUUUCAGUCCUGGAAGAGUGAAGCAAUGCUAUUGGAAAUAAAAGAUCUGUAUCAUUAAGCUCUGUGGCAUCUGUGGCUU
Messenger RNA from Corythoichthys intestinalis (scribbled pipefish), 4902 nucleotides. RefSeq names its product synaptotagmin III (gene syt3). Gene Ontology annotation, biological process: calcium-ion regulated exocytosis; cellular response to calcium ion; regulation of calcium ion-dependent exocytosis. NCBI's taxonomy places the organism in Eukaryota, Metazoa, Chordata, Actinopteri, Syngnathiformes, Syngnathidae. Gene Ontology annotation, cellular component: exocytic vesicle; plasma membrane. The transcript is spliced from 13 exons. Gene Ontology annotation, molecular function: clathrin binding; calcium-dependent phospholipid binding; phosphatidylserine binding. The record is from RefSeq and is a predicted model, not a curated record. The coding region runs from base 597 to 2288 and encodes 563 amino acids.